Penicillium chermesinum is the source of this 1587-nucleotide messenger RNA. RefSeq names its product LYAR-type C2HC zinc finger protein. Gene Ontology annotation, biological process: negative regulation of transcription by RNA polymerase II; rRNA processing. The record is from RefSeq and is a predicted model, not a curated record. Gene Ontology annotation, molecular function: DNA binding. Gene Ontology annotation, cellular component: nucleolus. The transcript has 3 exons. The coding region runs from base 1 to 1587 and encodes 528 amino acids. Lineage: Eukaryota; Fungi; Ascomycota; Eurotiomycetes; Eurotiales; Aspergillaceae.
AUGGUGUCGUUUUCCUGCGAGGGCUGUGGCGAUGUCCUCACCAAGAAGAAACUUGAUCCCCACCGCGGUCAGUGUCGCGGCGCAUCCUUUACUUGCAUUGACUGCAUGGUUCAUUUCAAUGGCACCGAGUACAGGUCGCAUACGAAAAACCGAACAAAAAAGAAGAACCAAAACAACACACCAAAUAAGAACGGCAAUCCAAAUGCGCGCAGCCAGCAGCCCAAGGUUGAGGAUGCUCCCGAUGUCGACCUGGUGGAGCCCAAGUUGACCGACACCUUAGCCCCUCCACCGGCACCAACCCCUCCCCCUGUCUCUCAAGCAAAGCCAACCUCAGAGGCUAUGACCAAGCCGGUCAACGUCUUUGACUAUUUGGUGACUGAUGAGACGCCCAAUGCCUCCAAGGUUUCUCUUGCUGCUCCCAAGGAGCAAAUGGCCAUGGUUGACCAUGCGCCAUCCGUGUUUGAACCCAGCAAAGCUUUAGCCCAUCUGGACACCAAAUCCGACGACGAAGGUAAUUACGACAUAGCAUAUGAAGAAAACGGUUUCUCAUACGGCGCGGAACCCAUUCCACCCUCUCUCUAUCCCAAUCAGCUUCCUAAUAUCUCUACAGAGUUCGUGACUCCAGCGCCAAAGAAAAAGAAGGACCGCCGCAAGGAAGACAAGCGUGCGUCGGUCUCCGCUAGUGAGAAGAAACGCAAGCGUGGACAAGAAGAUCAUCUCAGCACCCCUGCGAAUCACGACAUUGACACCCCUAUGGUCGACGCCCCCUCCAGCGUAAUCAACAAUGCCGGCACCCCCCUCCUCAACCAUUCCGGCCUGACUGGCGGCUUGAACCGCAUGAUGCGAUCCCCCUCGCAGGAUUUCGACGGCUCUCCUGAAGUGGGCCGUCAAAUCCUCCAGGAUGCAUCUUCGCCUAUCAAGCGCAGCCGCCGUAACGGCAAAGAAACCAACGGUAAGGAAUCGAACGGCAACGGCGACCCCGGUCUCGGCAUCUCGAUCAAGAAUCGUGCCGAGCGUCUUGUUUCUUCCAUGUUCGGAGGUACAGGAUCCGUCGUCUCCGGAAGUAGCGGCGGCGGGACGGAAAACUCUCGCGCGCUCGUACGUCCUCGGCGCGGCAGCGACUCGAGUGCAGACAUGCAGCUCGAAGUGCGCAAAAAGAAGUCUGGUCGCGCACGCAAUGCGUCUGACCAGUAUGCUGAGGUCCGCAAGUCCAAGCGUAAGAGCAGCAACCCCAAUGACGGUGAUCGGCCUUCCCGUCGCCAGAAGCAGUCUGAUGAGCGCCGCCGCUCUGACUCGCGAUCCCCCCGUCGCGAUAGCCGGCAAGUCACUGUCUACAAGCGCUCUCAGCCACCUGCGCGCAGGGAAGAAGAUCCUUUGAUGCGUGAGAUGGCAGAGCAUUUCCUCUCACUCGUGUCUCGCGAUUCUGAGCGCGGCUGCUCAAUUCAUAAAGCAUUGAAGCGCUUCCACCGUGACUUCGAUAAUGGCUAUGAAGCUGAUCGCGAACGUCAAGGCGAUGAUGAGAAGGAUCUCUGGCGCUCUUUGCGACUACGCCGGAAUGAUCGCGGUGAGAUUGUUGUUUUCGUGUAA